Messenger RNA from Armigeres subalbatus, 813 nucleotides. RefSeq lists its product as uncharacterized. The transcript is spliced from 5 exons. The coding region runs from base 1 to 813 and encodes 270 amino acids. The record is from RefSeq and is a predicted model, not a curated record. Lineage: Eukaryota; Metazoa; Arthropoda; Insecta; Diptera; Culicidae.
AUGGUGAAAACCAUACAAAAAUAUCAAAAACUGGUAGAAAAUGAUUUUAUUGUUGAGGAGCUGGAAGAGCAAUGUGAAAAUGAGAUUGCCGAAGAAGAGGAUGCGACAUAUGACAAACCAACUGUUAAAAAUACGGAACCUCAGGCGCAGCACACAAUAUCUCUAGAGAAGGAAAUCAACGUUGGCCUUUUAUUCUCAAUGACACAGAAUGGACGAGAAAUGCACGAAAUUUUGGCAGCAGGCAACAAACCCAACGACAAAAUGAUCACAAGCAUAACGCAUAUUAUUUGCGAUUAUUUGAAGUCUACAUACGGAGUGCGACCAUCCACAUUCUACAAGGAAAUGCUAGCACGAUCAUUGGUCAACACUUAUCCGGUUUUGGCAUCAACUGUAUCAGACAUUCCACACGCGCUUUGGUUCCACAAAAACGGCCGUGGCGAAGGUAGACACGCCGGAAAAAUUCAUUACAGAAUGGAGAACCUAGCUAAACAAUCGGACAGCCGUGUGUUUUUCCGACAGCGUGAAACGGAUCAAGUACCACAGACUUCGACGAUGAAAGAUAUAAUGCAGGUCGCACCGAAUUUCGAUGAACUGGUGAAUGAAUUACGAUUUAUUGUGCCCACGGAGCAAGAGAAAGGCAGGAUUCGACAGCUGUGUCAUCCAACGUUAAUUCAACGAAACAAUGCUCGGGACGAAGGUACCUUUCUACAGUACAUGCAAGAAUGUCCAGUGGCAUUAGCUUUCGGUGGAGAAUUAGAAAGUAAAAUUAUAAGCGUAGUGUUUUUGAUAUAUUUCGGCUACAAUAUUCUUUGA